Molecule: messenger RNA, 2071 nt
Organism: Momordica charantia (bitter melon)
Lineage: Eukaryota; Viridiplantae; Streptophyta; Magnoliopsida; Cucurbitales; Cucurbitaceae
Biological process (GO): DNA-templated transcription
Cellular component (GO): RNA polymerase III complex; RNA polymerase I complex
Molecular function (GO): protein dimerization activity; DNA binding
Source: RefSeq, a predicted model, not a curated record
UCCAUGAUUCCGACUCCUCCCCAGUCCCUUCAAACACCAAAAUUUCCUUCCUUGAAUGUAUUCGGUUGAAGUAAACUGGCCAAGCUGUGUUCGUGAAGCCUUAAGCUAGCAGCCGCUACCCCAUUUUUGUUCGUGAAAUCCAGCACCCCCGAGCUCUCUCCCUCUCGAUUUGCCCCCUCCCUCACGCCGGCGAGCAGCAGCGGUAAGUGAGAUUCCCUGCAUGAACAGCAUCCACGCGACCUCUCCUUCUCCGGCGAACUCAGCACGAGCAACGGUCCUCUAGAACCCGAACGGCGGCUCCUCGAACUUCUUCGCCACUGAUCCAGAAAGAAUCCAAGUGUUGAUGAGCCUAGCUUUGUGCCUUCGGUGACGCUCGGUUGAUAAUGUCUGCUAAAGAUAAGAGAUCGCGUGAUAUAUUGGGCUCAAAAUUUGAACAAUGUGUGGGCAAAGAAGGCAUUGAAUGGAUAAUGAAUCUUCCAGACGUGCCCAUGAAGCUCCCACCGCACUUGGAAUUGCAUAGGACCAGAGUCGAAUGCAAAGCCGAUGCUCCCAUUCAUACAGAUACCAUACAGUAUUCUGGAGCAUAUGCUUCGAUGGGUGUUGAUAACAGUUUACAAUUGGAUUAUUUUCGCAACAACUUUAAAAUUGAAGUGAUUGAUCUAGGAGAGGAUGACAUUGAGUUUGACAUGAUUGGUAUUGACCCGGCACUCGCUAAUGCGUUUCGAAGAACCCUUAUAGCUGAGGUUCCCACUAUGGCUAUUGAAAAAGUUCUUGUUGCUAACAAUACGUCAAUAAUCCAAGAUGAAGUGCUUGCCCAUAGGUUAGGCCUCGUUCCGAUUCAUGUUGAUCCAAGGCUUUUUGAGUACUCAGAUGAAGACACACCAAAUGAGAAGAAUACCAUUGUUUUUAGACUCCAUGCUCGCUGUGAACGUGGAAAACCUCGUCUUACAGUGACAUCAAAAGCAUUGACGUGGUUACCUAAUGGUAGUGAAUUUCCUUUGGUAUCGGACAAAUCAGUUCCAAACUCAAAACCCAAAACCUAUACUUCUUUUAGUUGCAGCCAAGAUGCGCUACCAGAAUUUUCCAAAAAUCCAAUUGGUCCGAAAGACAGUGAUAUUAUAAUUGCUAGACUUUGCCCGGGUCAGGAAAUUGAACUUGAAGCUCAUGCUGUUAAAGGUAUGGGUAAAACACACGCUAAGUGGUCCCCAGUGGCCACUGCUUGGUAUAGGAUGCUUCCAGAGGUUGUACUUUUGGAGGAGAUAGAGGAUGAGUUGGCUGAAGAACUCAAAAGUAAAUGUCCUGUUGAUGUAUUUGACAUUGAAGACAUUGCUAAUGGUAAGAAAAGGGCAACUGUAACACGCCCACGAUCUUGCACAUUAUGUAGAGAAUGCAUAAGAGGAGAAGCAUGGGAGAAACGUGUCUCAUUGCGUCGUGUGAAGAAUCAUUUCAUUUUUAAGAUUGAAUCAACCGGAGCUUUACCUCCUGAGGUGCUGUUCACUGAAGCUAUAAAGAUUUUGGAAGAUAAGUGUGAACGUUUAAUUGCUGAGCUCUCUUGAUUCUUGUCAUGGAUAACCAAUAUAGAUCAACUUAUUAUUCCAUUAUAUUUACAAGUCACAAAUUUUUGUAGUAUGCGAGCUCUGAUCUUCUAUUUUUCUUUUGAAAAGAAAGUGGAACAGCAAGUCUUGUUGGGCCCAAUUUUAAGAAUGCCAAAGGAGAUCCCGAGGCCUUCGUUAUGUUAAAUCAAGAAUACCAGAAGAAUUAAUUACAAAACAGGCCUGCACAAACUCGAGAGAACUCGGGAUAAAACCUCUCCAAUGCUCUCUGUUUACGCUGUCCCUAGCGAAAAUUACAUAAUAGAAAAACUCUUGCCGUGGUGCGAUUAGGCAGCGAGUCCAAUAGUACGGGAGUAUCAUUUUUAAUACGGUAGUGAUGUGGGAAAUAGUGAAUGAAAGAGAGUAUGGUACUUUUAUAGUACCAAAAAAUUUCCUUGCAACUACAAGUGCAAGUGACCAAGUUGUGAGCUGGAGCUGAUUGCUUUUGAUUUUCAAAUUAUUCAUGAUUAUUUGAAUUA